GGAAUUUGAACGAGUUUAGACUGACUCUGAACCGGAAAAUAAUAGUCACUGAAAAUAUGUAGAAAAGCGCUCUCGAGUUAUUGCUCCUGAGAGUGGUUUAAAUUUUGUCUAACAUGAUAUUUAUUGACGACAUCUUCAAGCAUCAUUCUCAUUCCUUGAAAGAUUAUCAAAGUGAAAACGUCUUUUUUCGCACCGAUUGUGUAUUUCUUAGGUUGUGGCGCUAGAGAUAAGGUUCGUCGUCCCUAUGACAUCGACAUCUGAACAAAGAAUCACUAUCGCCCUGCAAAAGAUAACUCAAAAGUUGGAGAGAUGUUUUCUCGAAAACGUUGAAGAUAAAUGCAGCCAUAUCAGAUCUAAAGAUACAGCUUGGUUCAACAACAUUGUACAAGAUAUCGUGGCUGACUUUCAGAAGAAUUCAUCCGAAGCCUGCUCAGCUGUCCUCUCGCAGUAUGACAUAAACAACAAAGAAAUCUUGCUGGAAGAAGUUAACAGAACACUAAACCACACGAAAUCCUGGCGACCUUCUGGAGAUCCUGAGAAAGAUAUUAGGGCUCACCUUUUGCCUCUCAAAAGGUCUUACAUGGAAAAUUUGUCUUCCUAUUCACAAGAACUGGAUUUAGAAUUGGGUAGACGUUCAGAGGAACUAAGGAGAUUACGUCAAACUCUUUAUGAUGCAGUAAUUGAAUUUCGAUCCCUGGCAGAGAAACUACAAAACUUAUCCAAGUCCACUAAAAGUUGUGGACUAUGUACUACUGAAUCUCAAGAAUCACCUAACUCGAUGCUAGACAAAUAAAAAAAAUAAUAAAGAACGGAAAAGUUUAACUUCUGCCCACAUUUUUUGACUGUUUUAUGUCCUUAAUUACUAAUGGGGUUGUAAACUUUUUUUGAUUUGUAGCUCAGUCUUUAUUUUAUUUGUUACUAUUUUUGUUAAUGAAAAUCAACAAAUAAAUAUUCCCUUGAAAAAAUAAAAUAAUUUAUGUUAUAAAACUUACCGUUGUCUGAUUGAUCCAC
Messenger RNA from Schistosoma rodhaini, 1011 nucleotides. The record is from the annotation of a GenBank genome assembly. Lineage: Eukaryota; Metazoa; Platyhelminthes; Trematoda; Strigeidida; Schistosomatidae.